Messenger RNA from Colossoma macropomum (tambaqui), 775 nucleotides. It is a transcript of the gene smtlb, whose product is annotated as somatolactin beta. Gene Ontology annotation, biological process: positive regulation of receptor signaling pathway via JAK-STAT; response to nutrient levels; positive regulation of tyrosine phosphorylation of STAT protein. Bases 14 to 706 code for a protein of 230 amino acids. The transcript is spliced from 5 exons. Gene Ontology annotation, molecular function: growth hormone receptor binding; growth hormone activity. The record is from RefSeq and is a predicted model, not a curated record. Gene Ontology annotation, cellular component: extracellular region. Lineage: Eukaryota; Metazoa; Chordata; Actinopteri; Characiformes; Serrasalmidae.
CUGCUGCACAAUAAUGAGAAAGGCCAAAGUUCUGCAGGGCUGGCUGGGGAUCCUGUUCUGCUCCGUCACCGGACUGCGGGGUUCUUCCCUGGACUGCACGGACCGGGAUGCUGGGGGAGCGCGCUGCAGCAUUUCAGUGGAGAAGCUUCUGGAUCGAGCCAUCCAGCACGCGGAGCUUAUCUACCGCGUCUCAGAGGAGGCCAGGACACUGUUUGAGGAAAUGUUCAUUCCUUUCUCUGCGCUCACUCAGCAAGGCCGUGGAAGCCACUUGUGCACGUCCAACAUCGUCCCCAUUCCUACAUCCAAAAGCGAAGUUCAGCAAAUUUCAGACAAAUGGCUCCUCCACUCUGUCCUCAUUCUCAUCCAGUUUUGGGUUGACCCCCUAAUGGACCUGCAAGCUUCUCUGGAUCGCUACGACAACGCCCCCAGCACCCUCCUCAACAAGACCAAAUGGAUGUCGAGCAAGCUGAUGAAUCUAGAGCAAGGAGUGCUCGUUCUUAUCAGAAAGAUGCUGGACGAAGGCAGUUUAGAGCUGCACAAUAACGAGAGUGUGACGGCUUACCUGGUGCCGCCGGACAUGGUGGAGCACGUGCUGAGGGACUACGCUAUGCUGUCCUGCUUCAAGAAGGACGCUCAUAAGAUGGAGACGUUCCUUAAACUUCUCAAGUGCCGCCAAACGGACAGAUCCAGCUGCUCCUUUUUCUAGCCGUGUGAAGAAAUCGGACCCAGGCACUUUACAGGAUGAUUUGGAGUUGAGUUCAGGUGCCAGAAAAUA